UGCCGGGUAGAUUGAGCAUAAAGCAUAUUGGGCAAUUCAUAAGAUCAACAAGAGUCUAACUGAAGCAGGCUUAUCUAGAAAGCUCCAAUUGAAUGAGCUUGAGGAAAUUCGGAAUGAGGCAUUUGAAAAUGCACGAUUGGCCAAGGUUCGCAUGAAAGAGUUACAUGAUCGGCACAUCAUUCGAAAAAGCUUUCAGGGUGGGAGUGCAGCCAAAUUUUGGCGCCGUUGCCGGGAGAUUGAGGCAAAAAACAAAAAGGAAAAAAAAAAAAACAUCUCCUGAUAAAUUCGGUAACUCUGUUUCUUUUUACUUUAUUUUUUUUUUUCUAUUGUGUAUGAUACUUAGGUCUGGUAGAACUGUAGAAAUUCAGUCACUCAUGUCUCAACACAAUGAGAACAUACCACUUGCACACAACAUGUCUGCACGUGGUAGUGACCACGGUGACCCUGAUCCCAUUGAUCAGGAGAUGAUCAGACCCCUUAGAGAAUAUCUUCAUCCUCCUAGGCAGACAACCCCCUCUUGUAUUAUUCUUCCCAUCAACCAUCAUAGGUUUAACUUCAAACCUGGCACAAUCCAAUUGUUGCCAACUUUUCAUGGCAUGGAUUCUAAAAAUCCAUAUACUCAUAUGAAAGAAUUUGAGGAAGUGUGUAGCACUUGCAUGGACCAUACAGCAAAUGAGGAUGUCACAAGAUUAAAACUCUUUCCAUUCUCACUGAAAGAUAAGGCAAAAAUAUGGUUAAGCACUCUCCCACCUAGAUCUAUAGGAACUUGGAGAGAAAUGCAAACAACUUUCUUAAAAAAAUAUUUCCCUGCCAACAGAACUGCUACUCUUCAAAGACAAAUCAUGAACUUUGCUUGUAAACCAAAUGAGAAUUUUGCUCAAGCGUGGGAAAGGUUCAAAGACCUUCUUCACACUUGUCCGCACCAUGCUUUUGAGCAAUGGAGAGUGGUCAGUUUCUUUUAUGAUUCACUCACUCCCCAAUUGAAAAUGCUAGUUUCUACAAUGUGCAAUGGAGAAUUCUAUGAGAAGACUCCAGAAGAAGCUUUCCACUUCUUUGACACAUUGGCUGAGAAUACAAGGAAUUGGGAAGUUGGUCCAACAUCUGCUCUUGAUUCAAGAGAAAAUCCACAACCUAGAGGGAGAUACCAACUAAGUGAGAGUGACGAUUUAAAUGCAAGAUUAACUGCUUUAACAAAGAAAGUUGAAAACAUGCAACCCAAAAAGGUGCAAUCUGUUAAUCAAGUGGAAGUAAAGUGUGUUGUGUGUGAUGCAUCAGAUCAUUCAACUGAAGAAUGUCCUACCUUACCUGCUUUCAAGGAGGUAUUGUAUGGGCAGACUAAUAACAAUCAUUCACACAACUUUGAAGGGAGACAAAAUCAAAAUCAGAGUGGAGUCUAUUAUGGGAAUAAUCAGAACUACAAUUCAUACCAUCCUAAUAAUAGAAAUCACCCCAAUUUUUCUUGGAGAAAUGAUUCUGGAAAUCAUUCUCAACCUCCAUUCCCUGCACAACAAUACACCUUCCAACAAAAUCAAGGUUCUUCAUCCAAUACUUACCAACCUCCUCAUAGGAGAUCUUUGGAAGAUACCUUGCACCAGUUCAUCCAAAGUCAAACAGGUAUCAACAAUCAGGUUGCUCAACUUGUCAAAAAUCAAGACCAAACAAACAGAGCCAUAGAAGACAUUAGGAGCCAGUUGACCAAGAUAACACAAACAUUGAGUGUGAGAGAACCCGGAAGGUUUCCAUCCCAAACUAAUCCUAACCCAAUUAGACAAACCAACCAAGUAGAAGCUUCAAAUAGUGAAACCAACACUCAUGAACAAGUGCAAGCAGUGACUGCCCUAAGAAGUGGAAAAAUAAUUGAGAAACCAACUGAUCCUAGGAUAAACCAACAUGUUGAUGAAGAAAAAGAACCAAAAGAUCAUGAAUCCACCGUAGAAAAAAAUGAAAAAAAUGAGAAAAAUAAAAAAAAUGAGAAAAAUGAAAAAAAUGAAAAAAAUGAGAAAAAUGAAAAACAAAAAGAAGAUGAAAAAGAAAUUCAAUACAGGCCCAAACCACCUUUUCCACAAAGGUUGAAUCAUUUGAAAAAAGAGCAACAAAAUGCAGAUAUAUAUGAAGUGUUUAAGCAAGUGAGAAUCAACAUCCCGCUGUUGGAUGCAAUCAAACAAACACCUUCAUAUGCAAAAUUUUUGAAAGAUCUGUGCACUGUCAAAAGGAAAACAAAUGUGCAUGAAAAGGCAUUUCUGACUGAACAAGUCAGCGCCAUUCUCCAAUUAAAAACUCCUCCCAAAUACAAAGACCCAGGCUGUCCAACCAUUACAUGCAUCAUAGGAAGCCAAAAGGUUGAUCGAGCACUCUUGGAUUUAGGAGCUAGUGUCAAUUUGUUGCCAUACAGUGUGUAUCAACAGUUGGGAUUAGGUGAGCUUAAACCCACUAGAGUGACCCUUCAGCUGGCUGAUCGAUCAGUCAAAGUUCCACGAGAAAUUGUGGAGGAUGUUCUGGUACAAAUCGAUAAGUUCUACUUUCCAGUAGACUUCAUCGUUUUGGACACCCAGCCGCAUCAGGGGCCUCAACCUCCUGUGCCAGUCAUCUUAGGUCGACCAUUCCUUGCCACAUCAAAUGCCAUCAUCAACUGUAGGAAUGGUGUGUUAAAGCUAUCUUUUGGGAACAUGACUGUAGAAAUGAAUAUCUUCAGGGUAGCCAAACAUCAAGACACUGAGAGUGAAGUGGAGGAGGUAGACUUGAUCCAAACACUGACCAAUGACUAUUUUGAAGAGUUCAUGAGAAGACCCAAAGAAGAAAAUCAAGAUCUUGAAGAAAUAAAAGAAGUGGAAGUCAUAGGCAAAGAAAGUGAGAAGCCUACAUGGAUGCCUAGUUUAGAGCCAUUAAGGAACUUGGACAGUAAGCUCAUGGCUCCUGAUAGCCAUCAGUCCACGCCUGAGAGAAAGCCAUUGCCCAGUGAUUUGAAGUAUGUCUUUCUAGAAGAAGGGGAAGCAUUCCCAGUGGUGAUCUCUUCAAGUUUGACACCUCAGCAAGAGCAACAACUGAUAGAAGUUCUAAAAGCACACAGGAAGUCAUUAGGAUGGACCAUUUCAGAUUUGCAAGGUAUUAGCCCUUUGAUCUGUAUUCAUAAGAUAUUCUUGGAAGAAGGAGCAAAACCAGUUAGGCAAAUGCAAAGGAGAUUAAAUCCUAACAUGAAAGAAGUUGUCAGAAAAGAAGUGCUUAAGCUAUUGGAUGCUGGAAUAAUUUACCCAAUCUCUGAUUCUAAGUGGGUAAGUCCAACACAGGUAGUACCCAAAAAGUCUGGAGUCACUGUUGUAAAAAAUGAGAACAAUGAACUGAUUCCCACACGCAUCCAGACAGGAUGGCGUAUGUGCAUUGAUUAUAGAAAGCUCAAUUCUGUGACAAGGAAAGAUCAUUUUCCUUUGCCUUUCUUGGAUCAAGUUCUGGAGAGAAUAGCAGGCCAAGCCUACUAUUGUUUCUUAGAUGGGUACUCAGGGUACAAUCAGAUAGAAAUUGCACUAGAAGAUCAAGAGAAGACUACUUUCACAUGUCCAUUUGGGACAUUUGCAUACAGGCGCAUGCCAUUUGGGUUAUGCAAUGCUCCAGCCACCUUUCAAAGGUGUAUGAUGAGCAUUUUCAGUGAAAUGGUUGAGCAGAUUGUUGAAGUAUUUAUGGAUGACUUUUCUGUUUAUGGAAGUAACUUUGAGGCCUGUUUGGAGAAUCUGAAAAGGGUUUUAGCAAGAUGUGAGGAAACAAAUCUGAUACUCAAUUGGGAAAAAUGUCACUUCAUGGUGAAACAGGGCAUAGUCUUGGGGCACAUCGUUUCAUCUAGGAGGAUGGAGGUAGACAGGUCAAAAAUUGAAACAAUUCAAAAACUCCCCAUCCCUAGGAAUGUGAAAGACAUCAGAAGUUUUUUGGGACAUGCAGGGUUUUAUAGGAGAUUCAUUGCUUCCUUCAGCACCAUAACAAGACCCUUGUGCCAUUUGUUGUCUCAGGAUGUUCCGUUUGAAUGGAGUCCUGCCUGUCAAAAUGCUUUUGAUAAAUUGAAAGAUGCACUCAUUUCAGCACCUAUCAUUCAGCCCCCUGAUUGGUCCCUCCCGUUUGAACUUAUGUGUGAUGCUAGUGAUUACGCAGUAGGAGCUGUGUUAGGGCAGAGGAAGGAUAAGAAACCUCAUGUGAUAUACUACGCUAGCAAAACUCUUAAUGAGGCACAAAAGAAUUACACCACUACAGAGAAAGAGUUACUAGCAGUUGUCUUUGCCCUGGACAAGUUCCGAUCUUACCUCGUAGGGUCACUAGUAAUCAUUUUUACUGAUCACGCUGCUCUGAAGUAUUUGUUCACAAAGCAAGAUGCAAAACCCCGUCUCCUCCGAUGGAUCUUACUCUUGCAAGAAUUCAACAUUGAAAUCAGAGACAAGAAGGGAGUAGAAAAUGUGGUGGCUGACCAUUUGUCAAGGAUUCCAAGUCAAGAUCUCACACAAUUUGAUGAACCAAUUCAUGACAAUUUUCCUGAUGAGCAACUGUUUGAAGUGAAUGUUAUCCGUGCAUCAUCUGUUGUCCCUUGGUAUGCCGACAUUGCGAACUACCUGGCAACUGGUCUGAUCCCAGACCAUUGGAGUAAGCAAGAUAGGCAUAAAUUUUUCAGAAAAGUCAGAACCUUCUUUUGGGAUGAGCCCUACCUCUUCAAGUAUUGUCCUGACCAAAUCAUCCGUAGAUGCAUACCCGAUCAUGAGCAACAAAGUGUCAUUAAUUUCUGUCAUACUCUUGCAUGUGGAGGCCAUUUUUCUGUCAAGAAAACAGUUGCAAAAAUUUUUCAGAGUGGAUUUUAUUGGCCGACACUGUUCAAGGAUGUGUACAAGUUCUGUUCAAAUUGUGAUCGAUGUCAAAGGUUAGGAAGUCUGUCAAGGAGAAACAUGAUGCCAUUACAUCCGAUCCAAGUGUUAGAAGUUUUUGACUGUUGGGGUAUGGAUUUUAUGGGCCCAUUUGUCAAUUCAUUUGGUCAUGAAUACAUCUUACUUGCUGUUGACUAUGUGUCCAAAUGGGUAGAAGCAAUCCCAGCCAGAACAAAUGACCAUAGGACUGUUGUGAAAUUUUUGAAAGAAAACAUAUUCAGUCGAUUUGGGAUGCCACGAGCAAUCAUCAGUGAUGGGGGUUCUCAUUUUUGUAAUAAAGUUGUGGCAGGAUUAAUGAAGAAAUAUGGUGUACUGCAUAAGGUUGCAACACCAUACCAUCCCCAAACCAAUGGUCAAGCCGAACUAGCCAAUAGGGAGAUUAAGCGCAUAUUGGAAAAGACUGUUGCUGCUAAUCGUAAGGAUUGGUCCUUAAGACUAGUAGACGCUCUUUGGGCAUACAGGACAGCUUACAAAACAAUUUUGGGAAUGUCUCCCUAUAGGCUAGUAUACGGUAAAUCUUGUCAUCUGCCGGUGGAAAUUGAGCAUAAAGCAUAUUGGGCAAUUCAUAAGAUCAACAAGAGUCUAACUGAAGCAGGCUUAUCUAGAAAGCUCCAAUUGAAUGAGCUUGAGGAAAUUCGGAAUGAGGCAUUUGAAAAUGCACGAUUGGCCAAGGUUCGCAUGAAAGAGUUACAUGAUCGGCACAUCAUUCGAAAAAGCUUUCAGGUAGAUGGGUACUCAGGGUACAAUCAGAUAGAAAUUGCACUAGAAGAUCAAGAGAAGACUACUUUCACAUGUCCAUUUGGGACAUUUGCAUACAGGCGCAUGCCAUUUGGGUUAUGCAAUGCUCCAGCCACCUUUCAAAGGUGUAUGAUGAGCAUUUUCAGUGAAAUGGUUGAGCAGAUUGUUGAAGUAUUUAUGGAUGACUUUUCUGUUUAUGGAAGUAACUUUGAGGCCUGUUUGGAGAAUCUGAAAAGGGUUUUAGCAAGAUGUGAGGAAACAAAUCUGAUACUCAAUUGGGAAAAAUGUCACUUCAUGGUGAAACAGGGCAUAGUCUUGGGGCACAUCGUUUCAUCUAGGAGGAUGGAGGUAGACAGGUCAAAAAUUGAAACAAUUCAAAAACUCCCCAUCCCUAGGAAUGUGAAAGACAUCAGAAGUUUUUUGGGACAUGCAGGGUUUUAUAGGAGAUUCAUUGCUUCCUUCAGCACCAUAACAAGACCCUUGUGCCAUUUGUUGUCUCAGGAUGUUCCGUUUGAAUGGAGUCCUGCCUGUCAAAAUGCUUUUGAUAAAUUGAAAGAUGCACUCAUUUCAGCACCUAUCAUUCAGCCCCCUGAUUGGUCCCUCCCGUUUGAACUUAUGUGUGAUGCUAGUGAUUACGCAGUAGGAGCUGUGUUAGGGCAGAGGAAGGAUAAGAAACCUCAUGUGAUAUACUACGCUAAUGGGUACUCAGGGUACAAUCAGAUAGAAAUUGCACUAGAAGAUCAAGAGAAGACUACUUUCACAUGUCCAUUUGGGACAUUUGCAUACAGGCGCAUGCCAUUUGGGUUAUGCAAUGCUCCAGCCACCUUUCAAAGGUGUAUGAUGAGCAUUUUCAGUGAAAUGGUUGAGCAGAUUGUUGAAGUAUUUAUGGAUGACUUUUCUGUUUAUGGAAGUAACUUUGAGGCCUGUUUGGAGAAUCUGAAAAGGGUUUUAGCAAGAUGUGAGGAAACAAAUCUGAUACUCAAUUGGGAAAAAUGUCACUUCAUGGUGAAACAGGGCAUAGUCUUGGGGCACAUCGUUUCAUCUAGGAGGAUGGAGGUAGACAGGUCAAAAAUUGAAACAAUUCAAAAACUCCCCAUCCCUAGGAAUGUGAAAGACAUCAGAAGUUUUUUGGGACAUGCAGGGUUUUAUAGGAGAUUCAUUGCUUCCUUCAGCACCAUAACAAGACCCUUGUGCCAUUUGUUGUCUCAGGAUGUUCCGUUUGAAUGGAGUCCUGCCUGUCAAAAUGCUUUUGAUAAAUUGAAAGAUGCACUCAUUUCAGCACCUAUCAUUCAGCCCCCUGAUUGGUCCCUCCCGUUUGAACUUAUGUGUGAUGCUAGUGAUUACGCAGUAGGAGCUGUGUUAGGGCAGAGGAAGGAUAAGAAACCUCAUGUGAUAUACUACGCUAGCAAAACUCUUAAUGAGGCACAAAAGAAUUACACCACUACAGAGAAAGAGUUACUAGCAGUUGUCUUUGCCCUGGACAAGUUCCGAUCUUACCUCGUAGGGUCACUAGUAAUCAUUUUUACUGAUCACGCUGCUCUGAAGUAUUUGUUCACAAAGCAAGAUGCAAAACCCCGUCUCCUCCGAUGGAUCUUACUCUUGCAAGAAUUCAACAUUGAAAUCAGAGACAAGAAGGGAGUAGAAAAUGUGGUGGCUGACCAUUUGUCAAGGAUUCCAAGUCAAGAUCUCACACAAUUUGAUGAACCAAUUCAUGACAAUUUUCCUGAUGAGCAACUGUUUGAAGUGAAUGUUAUCCGUGCAUCAUCUGUUGUCCCUUGGUAUGCCGACAUUGCGAACUACCUGGCAACUGGUCUGAUCCCAGACCAUUGGAGUAAGCAAGAUAGGCAUAAAUUUUUCAGAAAAGUCAGAACCUUCUUUUGGGAUGAGCCCUACCUCUUCAAGUAUUGUCCUGACCAAAUCAUCCGUAGAUGCAUACCCGAUCAUGAGCAACAAAGUGUCAUUAAUUUCUGUCAUACUCUUGCAUGUGGAGGCCAUUUUUCUGUCAAGAAAACAGUUGCAAAAAUUUUUCAGAGUGGAUUUUAUUGGCCGACACUGUUCAAGGAUGUGUACAAGUUCUGUUCAAAUUGUGAUCGAUGUCAAAGGUUAGGAAGUCUGUCAAGGAGAAACAUGAUGCCAUUACAUCCGAUCCAAGUGUUAGAAGUUUUUGACUGUUGGGGUAUGGAUUUUAUGGGCCCAUUUGUCAAUUCAUUUGGUCAUGAAUACAUCUUACUUGCUGUUGACUAUGUGUCCAAAUGGGUAGAAGCAAUCCCAGCCAGAACAAAUGACCAUAGGACUGUUGUGAAAUUUUUGAAAGAAAACAUAUUCAGUCGAUUUGGGAUGCCACGAGCAAUCAUCAGUGAUGGGGGUUCUCAUUUUUGUAAUAAAGUUGUGGCAGGAUUAAUGAAGAAAUAUGGUGUACUGCAUAAGGUUGCAACACCAUACCAUCCCCAAACCAAUGGUCAAGCCGAACUAGCCAAUAGGGAGAUUAAGCGCAUAUUGGAAAAGACUGUUGCUGCUAAUCGUAAGGAUUGGUCCUUAAGACUAGUAGACGCUCUUUGGGCAUACAGGACAGCUUACAAAACAAUUUUGGGAAUGUCUCCCUAUAGGCUAGUAUACGGUAAAUCUUGUCAUCUGCCGGUGGAAAUUGAGCAUAAAGCAUAUUGGGCAAUUCAUAAGAUCAACAAGAGUCUAACUGAAGCAGGCUUAUCUAGAAAGCUCCAAUUGAAUGAGCUUGAGGAAAUUCGGAAUGAGGCAUUUGAAAAUGCACGAUUGGCCAAGGUUCGCAUGAAAGAGUUACAUGAUCGGCACAUCAUUCGAAAAAGCUUUCAGGUAGGGCAACAGGUACUCUUGUAUGAUUCUCGAUUGCAUCUAUUCCCAGGAAAAUUGAAGUCUCGAUGGGUCGGCCCAUUUGUAAUCAAGUCCAUCUCAGGAUAUGGGGCCUUUGAGAUAGAAAAUCCGGAGUCAGGACAACUUCUUACAGUCAAUGGUCAUAGGUUGAAACCAUACCGGGGUAGUGUUGAGAAGAAUGAAGGCAUUGUGGAUUUGGAUGAUCCAUCAUCAUCUGAUGAGUAGGGAAAGUUUCUUAUCGUCUGGGAAUCUGACGUUAAAAGACCACCUUUCCAUUUAGGUUAAAUGGAUGUCUCUAGAUUUAAAAAAAAAUAAAAAAAAAAAAAAAAACAAAAAAACAACAAAAAAAACAAAAAAACAAAAAAAAACAAAAAAAAAAACAAAAAAAAAAAAUUAAAAAAUAAUAAUAUUAAAAAAAAAAAAGUAUAUAAAUAUAUAUAUAUAAAUUGUUUCUUUCUACAUUAUUCAAAUAACGUUUCUCUGUGUGCAGUCUAAAUAAAAUUUUUCCAUACGAGUUCAUGCAUUAAAGACCGUCAGGUAUGCCUAUCUUCUAUCAUUUUAUUGCCAAUUGAGGACAAUGUGCAAUUUAAGUUGGGGGGUAAGGUGUACUUAAAGAAUUGAUUUUGGUUGACUUGAUAAUAUUGUCUUGUGUGGUGUAUAUGAUUUUAUUGGGCCCCUAAAAAAAAAAAAAAAAAAUUUAAGAAAAAAAAAAAAAAAAUUUGAAUUGAGAGAGAGACAGAAUUGACGUUGGUGGUAGCCAUUUUCUUUUCGGGCAGUGCAAUCACACUACCCUAUAAAGAAAGAGGCACACUGCCAAAUGUUGAAAAAUGAGGCACCAAGCGUUGAAAAAGAGACGCCAAGUCUGACGGUGCAAUUAUGGCAUGCCUCGAGUCGAGUGUAGAAUAGUGAUACCCAUUGCUCUAUAAGAGACUCCAUAUCUGUAUAAGGCAAGCCACCCUUCUUGAGCUCAGUCUUCUCUCCUUUAUGUUAUUCUCCGAUCAGGUACUCUCAUCCCUUUUGUAAAGUUUAUAGUUCUUUACUUUCUUCUUAUAGUUGUCUUUUAAAAAAAAAAAAAAAAAAAAAAAUGGAUCUUUAUCUAUCAAAAAUUCACAAGUACUAUCCAUCUCUCCCACAGAAUGAUCUGAAAAAAAUUUAUGCUGCUAGGUGUGAAAGACUUAGGCUGUUGAUGCGUAAUAACAUCCCUGAAGAUAUUCGUUGGCUGAUCGAAGCAAAAGUUCGAUUAGCUGGUGAAACUUCACCUAGUUUUAAGCAUUUUCCAGGCUUAGGGAAGAGUAGUUUUGCAAAGAAAAGAAGAGCGAAAAGAGUGAAUGGUUGUUACAAAUGUGCUCGAUGGACCUGUAACACACGAUGCAAAUCUGUGGGGUUUACGUCCAUAAAUCGAGAAGAUAAAAUUAGUUUCAUAAAGGAUGGACUGAGUAAGGAGUCUUUGGAUGAUAUCCGAUUGACUCUUGAGACGCAUCCAUGUGGAAUAGUGCAAAGAGAACUUCUUGCUUUAUGGACCCAGUUUAGAAGUGACCACCAACGCUAUAGUCUUGGGAAUCUGACUAAAAACGACCCUGUUUGCCAAUCUAUAAGAAAAUUGGAUGGGAAGCUUAUCCCCGCUUCAUAGAAAGUGUUUAAGCCGUUUCUGGACGUAAAACCAGAGGAAGAUGUGAGCCACAAUCACAACUACUUAUACAUACGCAUGAUUUUUCUUUGUACUUAUUUCUUGUUGAAUUGUUGUAUAGCUACUUUUGAUUGCCAAACUUCUUUUCAGGACAUACAAAAGGAACAAACAUGGAAGGCCAAUUAGUUCGUCGAAUUAAAACCAUAUGUGUACUUUGUGGCUCUCAACUUGGGAGCGGUAUUUGUUACGCACUUGCAGCGAACGAACUUGGUAAAAAAUUAGGAGAGAAAAAAAUUAAUUUGGUAUAUGGAGGGGGAAGUCGUGGAUUGAAUGGUUAUGUUUCACAAGCUGUACAUCUUGGAAAUUCAUCUGUGGUAGGUGUAAUGCCAAUCCCUUUGGCUGAACCACAUAUUUCCGGGAUUACACGCGGUCAACUUAUAGAAACGACUUCUAUGUCUGAACGCAUGGCUUGCAAGAUUUAUCAGUUAGAUGCCUUUAUUGCUUUACCAGGAGGAUUUGGAACACUUGAAGAAAUAUUUUGCAUAAUCUCCUGGGCUAAGAGUAAUCUCCAUACCAAACCCAUUGGACUUUUAAAUGUUAACCAUUUUUUCGAUGGGUUGCUCUCUUUUCUUGAUCAGGCUGUGGACAAAGAGUUCAUUUCUCUUUCAGCAAGAAAGAUUCUCAUUUCUGCAUCUACCAUUGAUGAACUGCUAGAGAAAUUACACGCUUAUGUUCCACAGUAUGAUCCUCAUGAGCCUCGAAUAGACUGGUCUAAAGCAAUUAGUAACAAGCGCCAAAGGGGUCCGAUUAAUUUAGAAUUAUCACUGUGAGAAAUGCUCUUUAUUAAGAUGGCUGAGUAAGGAGUACUUUUUGUACUCUUGAGACGCAUCGAGUUAUUGAACAACUUGCAGGAUUUUUCUUGGUUGUGUUCUUAAAAAAAAAAAAAAAAAAAAAAAAACUGUGGAAUGUUGUUAGCAAAGUCUUCGAUAAGAUGGCUGAGUAAGGAGUACUUUUUGUACUCUUGAGACGCAUUGUGCUUAUCUUAUGACUUACAUGAAAUUUUUAUUUUGGUGUGAAAAUAUAAAUAUAUAUCUAUAUGGUAUACUCAUUUGUUGUUUAAGUUUUAACAGUUCACAGCAAAUCUAUGGACUUGUGGAGUUACAGGUAUUCCUAACAACCCUAAUUUAUUACUGCAAUUCAAGUUGGGGGGUGUAAGGUUUAGUUAUGAAUCAUUUGGUUCAUAUUUAACUGUGAGUUUGUUAUUACUAGUUUGUAGUCUUGUGGGAAUUUAUUAUCUUUAUCUGCUCUUAAAAAAAAAAAAAAAAAAUUAUGUUUUAAAUAACGCUAUUCCUAAAGCUUUGAAGUUAUACACUGAUAGCUAGUUAAGUUUGCAAUACGAAACAUGAAUGUAUUGAUUUCUUAUUUGAAAACGUAUAUGCAUGAAAAUAAGUAAUUUGCAUUCAUCAGGGAUUCAAAAUUUAGAAAUUGGUUAUCGGUCAUAAAGUCAAAGGUAACAGUAAUUAGCUGAUUAGUACACUGUAUGAUCUCUCAAAAGUGGAGACUAUUACCCAAGUGAGUGUUUGAACCUAAUAACCGUUAAUUCUGAGUGAAAUAACACUUACUCUAAAUAUGCUUUAUUGUUAUCUUAUCUUUUCAAUGGCUUCAAAACAUCAAUUCGCUUUGAAUGUCUAGUAUGAUAGUGGAUGAAUUUGACUGGUUUCAAAUUCCGAAUUAGAUGACUGAGAAGCAUGAUAAGGGGAUCAAUUUCUUUCAUUUUGAGCCUAUUAAACUUUUUUUUCUUUCUUCAAAUUAACAUCCCUUGUUAGCCCAUUUGAACCAUUGGUAGUAUAACUUCUUUCAUUACUCUUAUUCAACCCAUAACCAUAUGAAUUUUGUUCAAAUUGGUGUGAUUUUGGGAAUUAGUCUGUCUAGCUAUUUUCAUAUUUAAAAAAAAAAGAAAAAGAAAAAGAAAAAGAAGAAAAAAAAAAAAAAAAGAGUGAAAAAAAAAAGAAAAAAAGAAAAAAAAAUAUAUCUAAGCUAUUCAGUACAUUGUUUCAAAAUAAAUGCUAAAAAAAAAAAAAAAAAAAAAAUCCCCACACACCAUUUGCACACUCUACCUUUUCUUUGACAACUCGUGUUAACCUCAUAGCCCCAUUACAACCCAGUCUGGUCCCUUUUGAUGCUAUAAAUCAUGUGAUCUCAGAAUUCGAGUUUGGAGUAGGGAAUCAUGUUUAAAUUCAGAAGUUAUUCAUCUAGAGCAUUAUUCCAAUCAUGAAGCUAUGUCAAUUUCCUUGUUCUUUCAUGAAAAUACGUUCCUUGUAUUUGGGAUGACACCGAGUUUUGAACUUGUUCUACAUUUACUCUUAUAAUGGUGCACCCCCUUGUGUGUACACCUGAGGAAUCCUUUUUAUUGGAGGGAAAAUCCAUAGUAAGUUUUGAAGUCAAAACUUUGAGGGAGUAAAUCCGUGUGUUGGUUAUCCUAAUUACUAUUCCUGAGAUUGUAUGACCUUUAACCAAAAACCUGAUUUAGAAUGCUAAAUUAUUUAAUCAAUUUUAUGCAUUUCGGUUUCGAAUUUGAAAUUUUUACAUUCAUACAGUUAUUAAAGCUUGGCAUGUGUAUAGUCUGAUUGCUAAGGGACUAGCAAUGUUUAAGUUGGGGGGUAUGAUUAGUAGUUAAUUUUGUAAAAAUUUUGUUAUAAUUAUAUCCUUCUUUUGAUCUUAAAUAUGGUUUAAAUUAGAUAUUAAUAUAUAUUUUAUGGUUAUAUGCAAGUUUAAAUUGAAAGAUGAAUGAAAUGAAGUUCUAAAGUAAAUAAUAAUAAUAUAUAAAAUUAUAUAUAAUACAUAUACAUUAUUAUAUACAUGCAUAUAAUAUAUAUAUAUAUAUAAAAUAUAAUCUAAUAUAUAUGUGCCAUGUAUAAUACAUAUAUAUAAUAUGUAAUUUAUUAAUAACAUU
Diospyros lotus (date-plum) is the source of this 13057-nucleotide messenger RNA. RefSeq lists its product as uncharacterized. The coding region runs from base 165 to 8702 and encodes 2845 amino acids. The record is from RefSeq and is a predicted model, not a curated record. The transcript has 4 exons. Gene Ontology annotation, molecular function: nucleic acid binding. Gene Ontology annotation, biological process: DNA integration. Lineage: Eukaryota; Viridiplantae; Streptophyta; Magnoliopsida; Ericales; Ebenaceae.